CUCUCUUCGAACGUGCACACUGAACUAUAUCAACUUCCCAUCUCUCAGUGCCUCGUCAAUACCUGAUAUAUAGCAAUAAAUUACAUUGGUGGCGUCAUAGCACACUUCGCCAAAGUCCCAGAUUGAUAAGAGAGUCUGGAUUGACCGACAAAAGCCCCUCCAAGUGUUCGGCCGAGCUUCAUUCCGUCACAGAACGCGCAAGAGCGAGCAAGUGAAACCUAAAAAAGCGUGCUUAAGUGAACAUUGUAAGGCCACAGUUGCCUCAUUACGAAGUUUCCAGCAAAUUUUAGUGCUUUUCGUGCAUCAAUUCUCAUUCUCCAGACAAAAUCCAAACACGCAACAUGAAUACACAAACGGUCAUCGUCACAUCACCUGCCGUGGGCCCCUCAUCCACGGGCAUCGUGUGCCCUUCCUGUCGCCUCAGCGUGAUGACGAACGUGAGAACGGAAUCAACCACUAGAACUCACGUGAUCGCAAUUCUGCUUUGUGUUUUUCUGUGCUGGCCAUGCGUUUGUGUGCCUUAUUGCAUGGAUUCGUGCAAGAAUGCUAAUCACUAUUGCCCCAACUGUGGCUCAUUUAUUGGCACAUACCAAAAAUAGUCCCGCUGCAGCGUGUCAAAGAAUAUACUAUGUAAUACGAUAAGAUUAUUUUGAACUUAAUUUCGCUGAUUGCUUCUCUGUCGGGAGUUUUUUUCCUCUGUAUUUGCUCGCUAUGCGUCAAUAAGUUUUGGGCGGAAAGUCGCGAUGUCUUGCAGCAUAUGCUGCAAGCGAGGUGUGAGCCUCAGAAAUAAUCUCGCGUCUCUCGCUUUCUGCGAAUGCUAAAGAAAAAUUCCAAAUACCAAUCAGUCCAAACAUUUUUCUAUAUGUAUAAAAUAAAAUUCAUGGGAUAGUAUUUGUAUUUACUUUAUUACUUUAAAUAGCAUUUAAGAAGGCAUUAAAUAAUAAUUCUUAUCGCUAAUAAACAUUUGAAAUUUUUAGGAAA
Molecule: messenger RNA, 981 nt
Organism: Phlebotomus argentipes
Lineage: Eukaryota; Metazoa; Arthropoda; Insecta; Diptera; Psychodidae
Product: lipopolysaccharide-induced tumor necrosis factor-alpha factor homolog
Exons: 3
Coding region: 342-599 (85 amino acids)
Molecular function (GO): zinc ion binding
Source: RefSeq, a predicted model, not a curated record